UCUAGUACAAUACAAGAUGGCGGCAGAUGUGGACACUUUCGAUAAAGACUUUUAGAACAAAAAGAAAAGAUACAGAAUGAUGGAUUCUGGAAAGCUUGAGGUGAUGCGUAGAAGCGUUGGACCAUGGAUAUCUCAGUUUGAAGGAAACGACCGUGAUACAAAUUCUACCCAUGAGAGAUCUGAGGCAACUUCUCCUUCCAAUUACACUAGGAAUGCUCAGGGAGUGUUUGUCCAGAAGAAACCACAACUUCUCAAGAAAAAGAAAGUAAAUAAUAGCAGCUUGGAUAGAAAAUUUAGAUAUGAUAUAAAGAAAGAUGAAAAAAUUCAGGGGGAUCCAUUUAAGAGUAUCUUUGUUGCAAGACUGGACUAUAACACAACAGAGGAGAAAUUAUUUGAGAUUUUUGGCAGAUAUGGAUCCAUUAAAAGGCUUCGGCUCGUGAAGGAUGUAAAAACACAAGGUCUUUGUCUCUAA
Molecule: messenger RNA, 472 nt
Organism: Pocillopora verrucosa
Lineage: Eukaryota; Metazoa; Cnidaria; Anthozoa; Scleractinia; Pocilloporidae
Source: RefSeq, a predicted model, not a curated record